AUGCCUGAGCAACCGACCGAUCCGUUCCGUGCUCUCUUCCUUGCGGCCGUGGAGUCCGCGCUUUCUCGGGGGCCUAACUCCGAAAGUUUGCUAGAAUUGUUGCGAACCGCUACGCCUGGAUUGUCUUAUGAAACUUAGACUUAAGAAUCCAGUUGUAGAUAAACAAUUUACUUAAGUACUAGUUUUGCAAAUGGGGCAAUUAUUAAGUACAUCAACUAACUUACUAAUACUAGCUCAGGAGUUCUUUUCGCUUAAUGUUCCUAGAAGUUUAGUUCCUCAAAUGAAUAAGUACUAAAAACUAGCUCAUGUUGACGAGGACUCCUGGUUUAGGACAUCUUGGGGAUGUUCUAAUCUUAUGCAGCCGAAUUGAGCGGGACGAAUUCCAGGGAGAAAGCACUGAAGACACUACAGCUCCGUUUACACCCGGACAAGCAUGACCCGGCUACGAAGUCGCGCGCGACCGACCUCUUCCAGCAGCUCCACUCUUUCGUUGCAUCUUGUAAUCUCAAGCGCGAGUCAGAUCAUGAGCAGGAUGAUGGAUUUUUUGUGGCUCAGAAGAGGCCUAAAAAGAGCAACUCCGGAGGAGGUGUAGGCACAGCUUCUUCUAGUGCGUCUUCUAGUUCAUCUGCAACGUCGAAUAAAGCGCCCAAUCCAGCACAGAAUAGCAGCUGUAGCGAUCACGUCGGAGGAGGGGAUGGGAAGAAGAAAAGUGGUGCCACACCAGCGUCAUCCAGUUGUACUUCUACAACUACUUCUAGAGGAAAGGAAAACAAGUCGAGUACAACAUCAAAAUCAAAGGAAGCAGGAGGAGCAGAAGAAUUGUUCCCUGACAGCUUCAACUGUUUUGAGGCCUGGAAAUUCCUGAGAGCUGAUACGUUCCGACCAGAAGGAUGUCCGCUCACGAUAUGCGCAAACGUGCGAGGACAAAUAGCAAGGGGUGAUGCAGUUGGAAGCCAGUUCCUCUUCACUAGCGACUGGACUGGUCCUCUACGAUCGCUCAACAAAGACACGGAGAAGAACCAAGGAGAACAGACGAGCAGUAACGCCUCUUCUUCCUCGUCCUCCUCUUCCUCAAUUAUAGAUGAAAUCAAAACGCAGUUAAUGCGUGACGGUCCUGUAGUCAGCCAGUCGUUCGUCCUUCGAACGAGAUUCAAGACGCAGCAUAGUACCGCUUUCGCGUCAUUGCCAGUCGAUACGGCAGUCUCCGUCGUUAUCUACGGCUGGACACAAACUACCACAGGAGAUGCGUGGCUGUUGUGGCCUCCAGCAAAUUCUAUGAAAUUCCCUGUGCCACAAGUUUGUGCAACGACAACUGCGAGUAAGGUCAUGGGAGCUUGGCUCAAUAGCCAUGGCGAACCGAUUAGCAGCAAUCCUCUUUCGCCAACAUCGUCUGCUGCUAAUGGCACGGUCCUAGUCGGAUUUCACCAGUUUGGUAUCGAAGACAGCGUUUGCUACGUUCCACCGAGCACUUUGUUGGAUGUCCCUUGGUUUCGUAGCGUGUCACCGUAUGUGGAAUUGGAGAAGAAACAAGCGAUUGAGAUUGUUAAGGCUCGAGUAGCUUUUCAUUUUUUUCCGACUUGUUUCUAUGUUUAUGUCUUACAACCUUGCUGCCAGUUAUAUACUUGGCGGAUAUUUUUAAGUAGGAUGACACAUUUAUAUUACAUUUACAGCCUCUAAAGUCAGAGGCGAGAGGUUCGUAGUAUCCGAUUCUAGGCCAGACUUCCUGCAGACGAUACUAUCAGCCCUAGCGGACCAUAAGAUCCCCGGUUUUCAAGCAGCGGUCGAAGCAGGAACGCAAGUGCAUUUUUUCUUAUGGAACGCAAGUGCAUUUUUUCCCAAGAAAAACAUGAAAAUCUCCCCUUCCGCCACAACCGGUAGCCCCUAUACCUCAUGAAUAGGUACAUCAAUCAAUCAAUGAAUUGUGUAAACUUCAACUUUUAACUUCAACUUUUAACUUACAGACUCCUAGUGGUCUCCAUGAAUAUAAUCGUCAGCUACUGUUAGAGGUAGAAGAAAUCCAUCUUCAGCAGCAUCGUGAGGCUCCUUUUCCCUUUAAAAACGGGACGAGGAUGCCUCUGAAAAUGGGAGAUUUCUUCUAGCCUUAAUACUGGAAGCACUCACCUAAAAAACCUUUUUCCGUCUAAUGCCCGAACCCGGCCAUAAAGGCCGUAGCCGAGGAGCGAUGUUAUCGGAACUAACGUUCUUGCCCAACACAAAGCAAUGGUUGGUCGUUAUGCAGUGGGCGCCUGCCGAAUGA
Messenger RNA from Amoebophrya sp. A25, 2257 nucleotides. The record is from the annotation of a GenBank genome assembly. NCBI's taxonomy places the organism in Eukaryota, Dinophyceae, Syndiniales, Amoebophryaceae.